Calypte anna (Anna's hummingbird) is the source of this 4882-nucleotide messenger RNA. RefSeq names its product tripartite motif containing 32 (gene TRIM32). NCBI's taxonomy places the organism in Eukaryota, Metazoa, Chordata, Aves, Apodiformes, Trochilidae. The record is from RefSeq and is a predicted model, not a curated record. The transcript has 2 exons. Gene Ontology annotation, molecular function: protein binding; zinc ion binding. Bases 138 to 2081 code for a protein of 647 amino acids.
AUGACGUCACGGCGCCACGGCAGCGCGGGGCAGGCCGGGGAGCGGCGCGCGUGCCGGCGGCGGCGGGCAGAAUUGGAACACCUUGGAAUAAAUGCAAGUGCAAGACUUUGCACCAGCUACAGCUGCCUUGGAAAGCCAUGGCUGCUGCUCCUCAUCUCAACUCGGAUGCACUCCGAGAGGUCCUGGAGUGCCCCAUUUGCAUGGAAUCCUUCACUGAGGAGCACCUGAGACCCAAGCUCUUACACUGCGGGCACACCAUCUGCAAACAGUGCUUGGAGAAACUCCUGGCAAACAGCAUCAACGGGAUACGCUGUCCCUUCUGCAGCAAAAUCACCCGGAUCACAAGCUUAGCUCAGCUGACUGACAAUCUCACUGUGCUGAAGAUCAUAGACACUGCUGGCCUGGGGGAGGUGGUGGGUCUUCUCAUGUGCAAGGUCUGUGGGAGAAGGUUGCCAAGACACUUUUGCAAGAGCUGUAGCUUGGUUUUAUGUGAACCCUGCAAGGAGACAUCACACAUGCCCCAAGGACACAGAGUGAUUGCUAUCAAAGAGGCUGCUGAAGAGCGUAGGAGGGAAUUUGGGACGAGGCUUGCCAGACUCCGGGAGCUCAUGGGUGAUCUGCAGAAGAGAAAAGCAUCUCUGGAAGCUGUUUCAAGAGACCUGCAGUCGAGGUACAAAGCAGUUCUGCAAGAUUACAGCAAAGAAGAGCGCAAGAUCCAGGAAGAGCUGGCCAGGUCACGCAAAUUCUUCACCACCUCUUUGUCUGAUGUGGAGAAGGUGAAUAAUCAGGUCAUGGAGGAGCAAGCUUAUCUGCUGAACUUAGCAGAAGUGCAGAUAAUGUCUCGCUGUGACUAUUUCCUUGCCAAAAUAAAGCAGGGAGAUAUUGCUCUCUUGGAGGAGGCAGCAGACGAGGAAGAACCAGAACUGACAAACAGCCUCCCAAGGGAGCUGACGCUUCAAGAAGUUGAACUCCUUAAGGUGAGCCACGUGGGACCACUGCAGAUCGGGCAGGUGGCAAAGAAACCCCGGACUGUUAACUUGGAGGAGUCACUCAUGGAAACUGCAGCCUCCUCAUCGGUGUCGUUUCGGGAGCCUGACUUGGUGCAGGAAGAGGUCAGCUACACCCCCAACUCCUCACCAGCCAAGCCAAGGAUUCCCGAAGCGGCCACCAGCAUCCAGCAGUGUCACUUCAUCAAGAAGAUGGGCUCCAAGGGCAGCCUGCCUGGGAUGUUCAAUCUCCCUGUCAGCCUCCACGUCACCCAGCAAGGUGAGGUGCUCGUGGCAGACCGAGGCAACUUCCGAAUCCAGGUUUUUACCCGCAAGGGCUUCCUGAAGGAGAUCCGCCGGAGCCCGAGCGGCAUCGAUAGUUUUGUCCUGAGCUUCCUUGGGGCAGAUUUGCCCAAUCUGACUCCCCUCUCCGUCACCAUGAACUGCCACGGCCUGAUAGGUGUGACCGACAGCUACGACAACUCUGUCAAGGUGUACACCAUGGAUGGACACUGCGUGGCGUGUCACCGGAGCCAGCUCAGCAAGCCCUGGGGCAUCACAGCCCUCCCGUCAGGGCAGUUCGUGGUGACCGACGUGGAAGGUGGGAAACUCUGGUGCUUCACAGUGGACCGUGGGGUCGGGGUGGUGAAGUACAGUUGCUUAUGUAGUGCUGUGCGCCCCAAGUUUGUCACCUGUGAUGCCGAGGGGACCAUCUACUUCACCCAAGGGCUGGGGCUCAACCUGGAGAACCGGCAGUACGAGCACCAUUUAGAAGGAGGUUUUUCCAUCGGUUCCGUCGGCCCGGAUGGGCAGCUGGGACGCCAGAUCAGUCACUUCUUCUCUGAGAAUGAGGAUUUCAGGUGCAUCGCUGGGAUGUGUGUCGAUGCCAGGGGAGACCUCAUUGUUGCUGACAGCAGCCGUAGAGAAAUCCUGCAUUUUCCUAAAGGAGGUGGCUAUAAUGUCCUCAUCCGGGAAGGACUCACCUGCCCAGUCGGGAUUGCCAUUACUCCCAAAGGACAGCUGCUGGUGCUGGACUGUUGGGAUCACUGCAUUAAGAUCUACAGUUACCAUCUGAGAAGAUAUUCCACCCCUUAAAGGUGUGGCUCUAAGCAAAGCCUGCUUUGGCAGCAGAGAUUCUUCCAGCCUCACUGGAGCCUGAUGGGAACUGGUGUUGAGCAUUCAGGACAACUGUGCCAUAAAUGAAGGAGGUUCACCCUAGAGGUCAUCAUGUUUUGUGUUUAGAAACAAAAUAGCUUCUGUGGUGGUAGUCUGCUUUUUCUUCUCCUUUGUUUCUCAUUUUUACUUUUAUAAAAUCUGUACAAUAAAAAAGGGAGGGAAAGGAUCCAUCCUUCUGGAGCACUGGUUCCUUGCUUAGUGACUGGUCACUCCAUAAACCUACUCACCUCCUUUAGCCACAGCUUCCACCUUCAACAGCUGUAUCUGUCUUUGUGCCAUAAACACUGACUGACUGCUUUAAAUCACCUUCCCUUGGAGGACUAGAGAGGCAACCCUCUUCUUGCUGUGGUGCUCACAAGGAACUGGGUAGCAGUUGUCUGGGCAACUACUAGAGAAAGCAAUUUCUGAUUGUAGCACUGCAUAAAACAAAAUAGCCCUCUUAAACUGCAGGGAGAUGGAACUUUCAAACUGGUGAGGGAAGGUUUGGUUUUCUCUCUCCUUUUUUUUCUGGUAUUCAGGAGAUAGCCUCUGUUGUGCCAUUUGUGAACUGUGUCUGUUCAAUGUGAAGUUAAGUACUGUGCAACCAUGAGGGACUGAGCCAAGCCAGAAAACUGCCCUCUGAUGGCAACAGGGUUUUUAUUACUACUUGGAGUUCUGCUAGGUAGAAUGGGGUAAAAAGGGAGGGGGGUGGAAGAACAAACCAAACAAACCAGGGGAAACCUACAGUUGAUGUUCACUGUUGUGUUAUUAAAUGUAUCCUGGGAACUGUCUUAGGGAAGUGUCUGGUAGUUAAAGCUUCCUGGGGGAGGAGGGAAGGGCUGGGAGGUUGUAAUACAGGAGAUGAAAUGAAAUGCAAUGUAUUAGAUGUUCACCUGCACUCCACACUGUUGCAUUUAGUGAUGGGCUUCCACUCAUCUACACGUCCUGCUCUGGUGGGGAUGGGACAGUUUUACUUUUGUUUUUUUAAUAUUUGGCAGCAUGACCAUUGGUGAAUUUUUUCCCUUGCACAGCAAAAUGCUACAUCCCUCACUUUUUUUUUUUUUUUCCUAAUGGCACCAGCAGGCACCAGAGUUCAUGUUCAUCACAGCUUUGGGCCAAAUGAAGCACAAAACUGCAGCUGUGUGAACCAAGGCCCCCACAGUGCUACUCUCCUGGCUGAUAAAUGUGUACCUCAGUGUGGUGCUGCUUGCCUAGAAUAGUUUAUUGAAGAAAAGAUGCAUUUAAAUAGGGCACAGUGGUAGCAUGUUAAUCUGCCACAAAUAAUAGUUACACUGCAGUGCAUUUAUUUGUUGCUACCAACAAUGUCAUUGCAAAUUUGGGGCCACAACAGGCAACAGAAAAGCUGAUUUUAUGGUGGCUGCCAUGUUACAGAAGACUGGAUGCUGCUUGUGCUGCAACAUGUAUGCAACAGGUGAUUUUUAAUUUUUUUUUAAAGCUCCCACCUGCUUUAGUGAAUCAGAAAAGUAAAACUGGCCUCAGAGCUGCAGCCAGUUGUUUGGCAGUUACGUGGAAGAAGUGCUGGGGGUAGAUCUUGGGAUUUUGCUUUUUUCCCCUUUCCCUAUUCUGCUCAGCCAAGAUGCUGAGGAGGGCCAGCACAACAGCCUGCUGGGGAAUGGAGGUGAUGGAGGUGCCCAUCCAUCAGGACAACUUCCUAUUUCUCACCAUAAUUCUGGUAAGAAUAUAGUACUUCCUCACCAAAAAUAAGAUGGAAAAAAAGGUUGUGGAGAAGGGAGUAGGAGCUAAGACACUACCAUGGAAGAUGGUGCUGAGGGAGCCCAAGAGAGAUGAACCCCCCUUCCCUCCUGAGCUGCUCUGUGUGUUUGCCUGUAAUUAUUGACAUUCUCUGCUUUUUUGGGGUGGGAGGGAACAAUUUCCUAAGGCACCUUACAGCAAUUUGGGGAGCAGAUCUCAUCUUGUAUAUAUGUUUUUGGGAGAUGAGAACUAUUACUGGGCCUUUCUGCAGUUAAUUACAUUGUAACUCAAGGCAUUUUUUUCCAGUGUUGUGGUAAUGGCAGUUCCUCUUCUACUGAUCUCUUUUAAACAUUUCUCCUAAGAACUGCUCCAAGCAGGAAGCUACCAUGGACCUGAAUAAUUGAAGCAAUAUUAUCUGUGAUAAUAUGUACCUCUCUCAUUUUCUGUUCCAAUGGAUUUAUUUUUUUUUUUUUAAUAAACAUCACUCUACUAUCAAUAACAUUUCCUGGAGUGCUUGAAGGGACAUAAAAGCCAGUCCAGCAAACUGAGCAGCUGGUUACCUCAGCCUGUUCCUGGUUACACAGUUCAAACAAAGCAUCUGUUAUCUGUUUCUCACUCAGAAAUUCAAAGAAAAUAACACUGCCUGGUGAUGCACUGGCAGGCCAGGACACUGCCAGCAGCACCUAAGGGGGGGUUUCACCUCCAGCUCUUCCUCUAGUCCUGGGAUUCAGGAAGAAAAAGGGAAAAAAAAAAAAAAAGAAACCUGCUGUCCCUUGCCCAGGGAACCCACAUCCUCUAAAAAACUCAACAAGUGACUGUGAGCUGCUUUUGCAGAGCUGUGUUUCUUGCUGUGAUGCCCCCACACAAUGUUGUGAUCGUCUGCCAAAUGAGAUGAAAUGGAGUAAUUAAGGAUUGUGAUGAAAUAGUUUGGCUUCUGCUCUCUACCUGGAAAAAGAGCUUGUCUGGUUUUACGUAUGUGUUUGGGUUUUAAAGAGGGUGUAAUAAAGGAAAAAUUGAUCCAAUUAAAA